Molecule: messenger RNA, 1382 nt
Organism: Arachis stenosperma
Lineage: Eukaryota; Viridiplantae; Streptophyta; Magnoliopsida; Fabales; Fabaceae
Product: protein DEEPER ROOTING 1-like
Exons: 5
Coding region: 111-1007 (298 amino acids)
Biological process (GO): gravitropism; regulation of growth
Source: RefSeq, a predicted model, not a curated record
AAAGCUUGUGAGAUCUGUGCGCUUUGCACUUCACUACUCUUUCUCCCCAAAAUCUCAAUAAUAAUAAUUUUAUUAUUAUCAUUUUGUGUUUGACAAUAUUGAUCAUCACAAUGAAGAUUCUUCAAUGGAUGCAAAAAAGAAUAAAUGGGAACAAUGAGAAAAAGAAACCAAGCCCAAUUUCAACUACUUAUUAUAUGAGACAUUAUGAACCUUGCAAACAAGAGUUCGGUGACUGGCCUCAAGCACUUCUUGCAAUUGGAACCUUUGGGACUAAUAGUGAUAAUCAGAAAGAAGAUUCAGAAAAGACUAAUAAGAGCAGAGCAUUAGAUCCACCUUGUUUUCAAGAUUGUGAGGAUGAAUUCACUCUUGAAGAAGUUGGAAGCCUUCAGAAUGAACUCAACAAGUAUUUUCAGGUGCCUGAGGAGCCAAACUCGGCCGCAAAGCCAUUGAGCACUGAAACUUCAAGCUUAGAAGAAGAAGAAGAAGAAGAAGAAGAAGAAGAAGAAGAAGAAGAAGAAGAAGAAGAAGAAGAAGAAGAAGAAGAAGAAGAAGAAGAAGAAGAAGAAGAAGAAGAAGAAGAAGAAGAAGAAGAAGGGCAUUAUGGUGAUUUCCACCAGAGCAGCAGUUUAAUGGAUGCCAAGGGAAAAGAUCAAUGUUUGGAUCAUAGCCGCAAGAAUGGUGUUGCAAAGAAAUCACUUAAUUUUCUUCUAAAGAAAAUGCUUGUUUGCAACAGUGGAUUUCAACCUACUCCUCCUUUUCUCAAAGAUCCAUCACUCUCCACAGAGUCCAGAAUGGAGAAGAUUUUGAGGGCAAUACUUAACAAAAAGAUAUAUCCCCAAGGCACCUCUUCAACAAUGUUUAUAAAGAAGUACCUAGAAACCAAAUCAAUGCCCCAAUAUUAUUCUGAUGAUGAUGACAAUGAUGAUGAUGAUGAAUUUGCUAAAGCUGUAGUCCAUGGAUGCAAAUGGGUCAUGACAGAUGCUGAGUAUAUUGUUCUUGAAAUAUAAUUAGCUUCUACUUCUUAUUCAUUACUACUUUGAUUUAUUUGGUCAACCCUGCUCAUCAAGGAAGCUAAUAAUAAUAAAAGCUUAUAACACUAGAGAGUGACCUACAUAUUAUUCAUUUUGAGGGGUGAAACCAAACCAAGCAAGUGUGAAAAAUUAUUGGAGGAUAUUACGGGAAAACAAAAAAGGUUUUACAUAUCAAUACUUGAAUAUCACAUAGCUUAAUCAAGAUCUUGGAGGAGAUUUUAGUUUCUUUAAACAUAAUAUUAUUAGCCUUGCUUUUCAAGCUUCCAAGGAAUGAAGUAGCUUUACGUAUCAAAGCCUUUUUGUGACAUAAAAACGAUGUUGAAGAAAUUAUGCUUUAAGUAGCAUAAAUAA